Molecule: messenger RNA, 3021 nt
Organism: Cryptococcus wingfieldii CBS 7118
Lineage: Eukaryota; Fungi; Basidiomycota; Tremellomycetes; Tremellales; Cryptococcaceae
Exons: 10
Coding region: 1-3021 (1006 amino acids)
Source: RefSeq, a predicted model, not a curated record
AUGUCCGCCAUAUUCACCCUCCCCCAUAGACGCCCCUCCGAGCAGGACGACGCAGCCUGGAGCAUCAGCCGCGAGAUCGAGACAGGCCUCCGCGGCACACCACAGCCCACCGUCCCGGGAUCGACCCCCGAAGACAGCAAGUGGGCAUUCAAGAGAAGCGUCCCCACGGUCGUCCUCUAUGACGAAGAGGGUCUGCGGCUGUACGACAAGAUCACUUCUGAUGCCCCGGAGUACUACCUCUUCAACGACGAGCUCAACCUGCUAAAAGACCAUGGCAAAGAGAUCGCUCGGUACAUGGGCUUCCAGGGCGGUAAAGAAGAGCAUGGUCACCAAGAGACCGGCUACCAAUCCGGGCCAGAACCGAAUUGGAAGCCCGGACGAUGGGGAGAUGCAGCCGUGGGCAAGCACAACAUUGGGGUAAAUGGCGAGCAAGGCCUUGGUGGAGGGUGGAAGCCGGGAUGGGACGUCGUCGAGCUGGGCGCAGGUGCUUUGCGCAAAACGGCCCACCUCCUCACCGCCUUGACCGACUCUCUACCCCCAGCACCCUCCGAUGCCGCUUCCAUACCCGCACCCAUCACAUACCACCCGCUCGAUCUGUCUUACCCCGAGCUCGAUCGGGUCCUCAAAGAGAUGAACGACGCCAUCGGCGACAAGAUUGACGGCAAAGUCGCCUGUGUCGGUCUUCAUGGCGACUAUGAGGCUGGCCUGCAGUAUAUUCGAGAGGGUAGACUUGCAGAGUUGCGAGAAUGUCUCGCGGGCGGUACUGGCCUCUUUGAGGGGACUGCUCCUCAGGCGAUCCCUGCCAGAGAGACCGUCGCAGAAAGCCCCACUGCCAGUCCUCUGUCGUCAUACAUCAUGACCCCCCGAGAAGGCACCUCUUGCCUUCCCCCUCUUGACGACGACAGCAUCAGCCAUAAACGCUCCUCCUCCGCUCACAGCACAUCUUCCGAGUCUGCUGAAGAGCGUUUCAAGAUUUAUAUGGGCAACGCCCAGACCCAGCAGCAAGUCCGCGAGGAAGCCUCCCCCGGCGGCGGCAAAAACACACCUUCAGAAAGCACCAGGCCUUUGCACUAUGUCUUCCUCGGGUCGUCCUUGGGCAACUUUGAUCGUCCCUCGGCGGCACCUUUCCUCAAGUCGCUUCCUCUCCGACCUGGAGACACCCUUCUCCUGGGUCUAGAUGGCAGGCCUGCGCCAGGCCCUGAGGGCAACGAAAAGGUCAGAGUGGCUUACAAUGAUCCGUCCGGCCAUACUAGGCGAUUCGAAGAGCACGGAUGGGAUGUCGUCAAGCAAGAGCUCGGUAUCAAAGGUAAUGUCGAGUUCGUGGGACGAUACAAUGAAAAACUAGGGCGACACGAGGCGUAUUAUCGAUCAAAAGAACUCCAAACGAUACAUCUGGCGACCUACAACGAGGACAUUACGUUGGAAAAGGGCGAACUCCUGAACAUUGAAUGGUCUUACAAGUAUUCGCAUAAAGAGGCGAUGGACCUCUUCACCCAAGCCGAUCUUCGCGUCAUCAACUCCUGGAAAGCUCCCUCCAGCGACUACCACCUCUACCUCCUCGAACGUCCUUCCGUCAGGUUCAUCGCUCCACCCACAAACGAUAUCGCUCAAGACAAAAUGGUGGCACUCAGCAUGCAUGAUAGUGUGAGUGGCGGAUGUUUGGAAAAGGUCAAGGGGAUUCCCAAGUGGGAAGAGUGGAUUGGGCUUUGGGGACUAUGGGACCAUAUCACGCUGCAGAUGAUUCCCAAGGAGCUUUUGCACAAGAAACCUAUUGACUUGAGGCACGUCUGUCUCUUCUACUUGGGCCACAUUCCGACCUUCUUGGACAUUCAUCUGACUCGGAUGACCAAGGGUAAACACACCGAGCCCGAGUACUUCAAAACAAUCUUUGAGCGAGGCAUCGACCCUGACGUCGAUGACCCCACGCAAUGUCACGAUCACUCUGAAGUUCCCAUGUCGAAAGAAGACUGGCCCGCUCUUGCCGAGAUCCUUGUUUUCCGAGACCGCGUCCGCCAACGGCUCCUGAGCAUCUACACCGAUUACGCUACUGGCAAACGAACUCUGUCUCGGCAUGAAGGUCGGGUGAUCUUCAUGGGCUUUGAGCACGAGGCCAUGCACGCCGAGACCUUGCUCUACAUGCUCGCUCAGAGCCCCAUCACCCGAGCACCGACAGCUGUCAAGGCCCCAGAAUGGGACAUUUUGGCAAAGCAAUGGAAGAGCGAAAAGGCGGAGAACAAGGUACUCAGCAUUUCCGCUGGGGACGUGGUGAUGGGCCAUGAUGAUGCCGAGGCGGACGAUGCCAAGUAUCCCACCACCGACGGCUGGGAGAACCACGGGUUUGGUUGGGACAAUGAGCAUCCUCACGUGUUUCAGCAUGUCAAGGCCUUCAAAGCCGACUCAUUGCCAGUGACCAACAAUGACUAUCUCGCUUUCCUCACAGCUACUGGCGCCCUCAAUGGUCUCAGUGACGAGAAUGCGCCCGCUAUGUGGACCAACGUCAGCGAACAAGGUGCAUCGCCCGAGUGGCACAUCAAGUCGUUCUACGGCCCCGUUUCAUUCGAGGUCGGAGGCGACUGGCCGAUGAUGGGCAGCAAGCUCGAGCUGGAGGCUUUUGCAAAGUGUAAAGGAGGUAGGCUGCCCACUGAGGGGGAGAUGAGGCGGCUCUGGGAGAGUGAAGAGGGGCCCAGAGUGGCUGGCACGGUCAACAACAUCGGUGCUCAGAACUGGCACCCUGUCCCCCCUACCAACACAGUCACUGACAAUGCCGGGAACGUCAUCCACGGCCACAACGGCGGAGUUUGGGAAUGGACCGACACGCCUUUCCAAGGGCUGGAUGGCUUUGUCACCUCUGAGCUUUAUCCCGGCUACUCUUCCGACUUUUUCGACGGCAAGCACUUUGUUGUGAUUGGUGGGUCAUAUGCGACCAUCCCUCAGAUUGCAGGCCGCAAAACUUUCCGAAAUUGGUACCAGUCCAACUACAAGUACUCCUUUGUCGGCGGUCGAGUUGUGUACGAUAUCUGA